CGUAUAGAAAAAUCUUGGAGUUCAAUGGCUGAAAAAAUAAUAUAUCCACAUCAUGAAAGACAUGAUGAAUCAGAAAGUGAAGUAAUAAAACAAGCAGUUGCAUCUUAUAAUGAAAGAUUAAAAGUAUUACUUGCUGAAAUCGAUGAAGCUUUGAAAAAUUAUCAGCGUGCCCCUAAAUUUGUAGAACUAAUUGGCGAGUGGGUAUGAAAAAG
Molecule: messenger RNA, 212 nt
Organism: Rhizophagus irregularis DAOM 181602=DAOM 197198
Lineage: Eukaryota; Fungi; Glomeromycota; Glomeromycetes; Glomerales; Glomeraceae
Source: RefSeq, a predicted model, not a curated record